Molecule: messenger RNA, 1483 nt
Organism: Pungitius pungitius (ninespine stickleback)
Lineage: Eukaryota; Metazoa; Chordata; Actinopteri; Perciformes; Gasterosteidae
Product: succinate receptor 1-like
Exons: 2
Coding region: 1-978 (325 amino acids)
Biological process (GO): G protein-coupled receptor signaling pathway
Cellular component (GO): plasma membrane
Molecular function (GO): G protein-coupled receptor activity
Source: RefSeq, a predicted model, not a curated record
AUGGUGAGUCUUAUACCAACACCAACCGUGCUGAAUUGCACAGGCAUUGUUGACGUGCUGAAGAGGUACUACCUGUCGCCGUCUUAUGGCAUCCAGUUUUCCAUCGGUUUCCCUGGAAACCUUUUGGUUAUACUUGGCUACAUAUUUUGUUUGCCGAAGUGGCAGAGCUGCAAUAUUUACCUCUUCAGCCUGGCCGUCUCCGACCUCUUUUUCCUCUGCACGCUGCCCCGCCUCUCGUACCUCUAUGCAAAUGACCAAUCAGAGACCAGUGCCUACGCUUGUGUGAUCAACCGCUAUAUCCUGCACGUCAACCUUUACUCGUCCAUCCUGUUCAUGGUUUGGCUCAGCAUGGACCGCUUCCUGCUCAUAAGACACCCAGCACAGAACCACUGGCUGCUGAGGCCACGGACAGCCCUGAUGGUCACUGGGCUGAGCUGGCUAGCAGUCAACGUGGAGGUUGCUCCAAUGAUAUCCCUGAUGAUCCACGACCUUCAGGGCCGAAACUGGAGCCGCUGCAUGGACUUUGCCAGCCUUAAAGGAGAUGUCGAUGCGUUGGGCUACAGCCUGGCGCUAACCUUCACCGGUUACCUUCUCCCCCUGCUUGGACUUUGCGUUUUUUCCUACAAAAUUGCACAUCUGCUACGCAACCAGGAACGAGCAAUGCAGCGCAGGACGCAGUCGUUCAAGCGGCCCCUCAGGGUUGUUUUAUGGGCCGCCGUCAUGUUCCUGGUUAUCUACACUCCCUACCAUGUGCUGAGGAAUGUCAGAAUAGCAUCUCAACAGGCCUGGGCAGGGUUUCAGCCGUGCACAAGGAAGUAUAUCGAGGCCAUGUACAUCGUGACCCGACCGAUGGCCUUCUUGCACAGCGUCAUCAACCCUGUGUUCUACUUCCUGAUGGGAGACAAGUUCAGAGAGCUUCUUCUCACUAAGAUGAGAACGCUGGUCAGGAAGAGGAAGCAGCAGAGGGAGCCGGCCUGAAUGAAUUUAACGCAAGCUUCCUACAUAUGAGACGCUUGUCAAUAUCGUAUGUCCAUGCUCCAAUGGAUCCAAUUUUUCAAUUAAAUAAAUACAUGACCUGCCCAGAAACAAUUGCUAUUUUAAGCAAGUACGACAGUACAGUGUGUGCUGUAUGUGCAGAUUGGGUUUGUAUUUUUUUUUAAAAGAAGCAUUACUGGUUAUUGUUAGAAAAAUACUCGACACCGGUGUAAAAUCAUUGAACAGAAACAAAGUAUCCUUUAUCGAACCGUUGGGGAAAUGAUUCUCUGCAAUUAACCGAUCGCACCCAGUGGGAGCAGUGUGCUGCCGGAAGAGGCGCCCGGGGAGCAGUUAGGGGUUGGGUUUCUCACUCAGAGACACUUGGAGACAUGGAGCAUCCUCUCUACUCCAUGCGCCAUUGUCGCCCCCAAGAAAUUGGUGGCAGAGGACAUUUAUUAAAUGCUUGCAAGCAUGAAGCAGAGUUGAAAUACAUACGUACAUGUCAUGC